AUGUUCGUCUACAAGAGAGAUGGACGCAAAGAACGCGUGCAGUUCGACAAAAUUACCGCACGUGUCUCGAGGCUCUGUUACGGCCUUGAUCCCGAGCACGUCGAUGCUGCUGCUAUCACUCAGAAGGUUAUCUCUGGUGUCUACCAGGGUGUCGGUACCAUUGAGUUGGAUAACUUGGCUGCCGAGACUGCGGCCUACAUGACCGUCACACACCCUGACUACGCUAUCCUGGCUGCCCGUAUCGCCGUUUCCAACCUCCACAAGCAGACAAAAAAGCAAUUUUCCAUGGUCAUUUCUGAUCUCUACCACUAUGUCAACCCCAAGAACAACAAGGCUGCUCCCAUGAUCUCGAAGCAACAUUAUGAGAUUGUCAUGAAGCAUGCCGAGGAGCUCAACUCCGCCAUCGUGUACGACCGCGAUUUCAACUACAACUUCUUCGGUUUCAAGACGCUGGAGCGUUCAUAUCUUCUCCGUAUCAACGGUGCCGUUGCCGAGCGUCCUCAGCACCUGCUGAUGCGUGUUGCCGUUGGAAUUCACGGUGAAGAUAUCGAGAAGGCCAUUGAGACCUACCACUUGAUGUCCCAGAAGUACUUCACACACGCAUCCCCUACCCUCUUCAACGCCGCUACUCCUUCGCCCCAGCUUGCUUCUUGCUUCUUGGUCGAUAUGAGUGCAGACAGCAUCGAGGGUAUCUACGAUACUCUCAAGACUUGUGCCAUGAUCUCUAAGACCGCUGGUGGUAUCGGUCUGAACGUCCACCGCAUCCGUGCUACCGGCUCUUACAUCGGUGGAACUAACGGUUCUUCCAACGGUAUUGUUCCUAUGCUGCGUGUGUACAACAACACCGCUCGAUACGUCGACCAGGGUGGUAACAAGCGCCCUGGUGCGUUCGCCAUCUACCUUGAGCCGUGGCACGCCGAUGUGUUCGAGUUCCUCGACCUCCGCAAGAACCACGGAAAGGAGGAAGUUCGUGCCCGCGAUCUCUUCUAUGCCUUGUGGACCCCCGAUCUGUUCAUGAAGCGUGUUGAGCAGAACGGUGACUGGACCCUCUUCUGUCCCCACGAAGCUCCCGGCAUGGCCGAUGUCUAUGGUGACGAGUUCGAGGCACUCUACGAGAAAUACGAGCGCGAGGGCCGUGGUCGCAAGACCAUCAAGGCUCAGAAGCUCUGGUACGCCAUUCUGGAGGCCCAAACUGAGACUGGUAACCCGUUCAUGCUGUACAAGGAUGCCUGCAACAGGAAGAGCAACCAGAAGAACCUUGGCACCAUCCGCAGCUCCAACCUGUGCACUGAGAUCAUCGAGUACAGUGCCCCUGAUGAGGUGGCAGUUUGCAACUUGGCCUCCCUGGCCCUGCCCACCUACGUUGAUGCUGCCCGUGGCGAGUUUGACUUCGGCAGGCUCCACGAGGUUGUCCAAGUUCUCGUUCACAACUUGAACAAGAUCAUCGAAGUCAACUACUACCCUGUCCCUGAGGCAAAGAAGAGCAACUUCCGUCACCGUCCUAUCGCUCUCGGUGUCAACGGUCUUGCCGAUGCCUUCCUGGCUCUGCGUCUGCCUUUCGAUUCCCCCGAGGCCAGGCAGCUGAACAUCCAGAUCUUCGAGACCAUCUACCACGGUGCUCUCACUGCCUCGUGCGAUCUCGCCAAGAAGCUCGGCACCUACGAGACCUACCCCGGAUCUCCCGUCUCGCAGGGCAUCUUGCAGUACGACAUGUGGGACCGCACCCCCACCGACCUCUGGGACUGGGCCUCCCUCAAGGCCAAGAUCGCCGAGCACGGUGUCCGCAACAGUCUCCUCGUUGCCCCCAUGCCCACAGCCAGCACCAGUCAGAUCCUCGGCUUCAACGAGUGCUUCGAGCCCUACACCUCGAACAUUUACUCCCGCCGUGUCCUGGCUGGUGAGUUCCAGGUCGUCAACCCUUGGCUUCUCAAGGAUCUCGUCGACCUCGGUCUGUGGUCCGACAACAUGAAGAACCGCAUCAUCGCCGACGGCGGUUCCGUCCAGAACAUUCCCAACAUCCCCGCCGACAUUAAGGCCCUUUACAAGACCGUCUGGGAAAUUUCCCAGCGUAACAUCUUGCAGAUGGCUGCUGACCGUGGUGCCUUCAUUGAUCAGUCUCAAUCCCUCAACAUCCACUUGAAGGAGCCUACCAUGGGCAAGCUCACCAGUAUGCACUUCGCCGGCUGGAAGAUGGGUCUCAAGACUGGAAUGUACUACCUCCGUACCAUGGCCGCUUCUGCCCCUAUCCAGUUCACCGUCGACCAGGAGCAGCUUAAGGUCGAGGACACCAAUGUCGCUCGCUCGAAGAAGCGUGUCGGUGGCAACGCCGCUGCUUCCUACUCCGCUGUUCCUCGCGCCGAGGCUGUCCCCGCUUCUGUUGUCCCCAUCCAGGAGGCUCCUCGCACUGUUGUUGUUGAAGCUGCUGUCCCUGCUGAGGUCCCGGCCGAGGUCGAGCCUAAGGAUGCCGAUGCUAAAACCGAGGUUGAUAUCUACUCCGACGCUGUUCUGCAAUGCAGCAUUGAGAACAAGGAGGAUUGUCUCAUGUGCUCUGGCUAG
Molecule: messenger RNA, 2556 nt
Organism: Penicillium soppii
Lineage: Eukaryota; Fungi; Ascomycota; Eurotiomycetes; Eurotiales; Aspergillaceae
Product: ribonucleotide-diphosphate reductase subunit RNR1
Exons: 3
Coding region: 1-2556 (851 amino acids)
Biological process (GO): DNA replication; deoxyribonucleotide biosynthetic process
Cellular component (GO): ribonucleoside-diphosphate reductase complex
Molecular function (GO): ATP binding; ribonucleoside-diphosphate reductase activity, thioredoxin disulfide as acceptor
Source: RefSeq, a predicted model, not a curated record